AUAGACCAUAUAAUCUCCCUUCAGAGGGAGCGGCAAAAUCUCCUUUUCAUUUUCCAGCUGCUGUAGCUUAUCCGCUCGCAGCCAUCGUCUCCCUCUCCGACUCCCUAACCUAAAACACUAUCCCAUUCGCCUCUUGCCCUUUCCACGAUUAGGCGAAGCAUUUGAAGUUGUUAGGGGAGAAAUGGCUGCUUCUUCCGGUAUUGGCGUUACUUCUUCUAUGUUCCAUACACCAUCUAUCGAGCUCGCUACCAGAAGGGCAACAACUCCCACUAUCACAUCCUCUUGCCUCUUCCCCCUUACAAUUCCGGAUAAGCCUUGCUUCCUCAGUUCUUCUAUAUCCAGCGGCCGUGGAAGUGGAGUUGGGAGACUUACACUUCUUAUGGUGGAGGGAGGUUCCCGCAGGCAGACUACGGUUCCUUCCGCCAUUGCUUCUCCCAAUAAUUCCCUUCUCAGUGAGCAGGCCUUCAAGGGCCUUGGUGGCAUCUCCGACUUCGAUGGUGUCGAUAGUGAUGAAGACGACUUGGCGGAUGACGCAGUCCUUGCUGCUGAUGAUACUGACGAGCUUGCGCUUACCAAGCUGGGUUUGCCUGCGCUCUGGUUGACGCUCUGGAGAAGCGUGGAAUUACUCACCUUUUCCCUGUUCAGAGAGCUGUUCUGGUUCCGGCUCUAGAAGGUCGAGAUAUCAUUGCUCGUGCUAAGACUGGGACUGGGAAGACUUUGGCAUUCGGCAUUCCAAUAAUUAAGCUCCUCACUGAAGACACUGAACUAAGAGGCCAACAACGGCGAACUGGCCGGCUUCCACGAGUUUUGGUCUUAGCACCUACACGAGAGUUAGCAAAGCAAGUAGAGAAAGAAAUUAAGAGUCUGCACCUUACCUUAGCACUGUGUGUGUUUAUGGAGGCGUUUCAUAUGUGACGCAACAAAGUGCUCUUACCCGUGGAGUAGAUGUUGUGGUUGGGACUCCAGGUCGAAUCAUUGAUCUCAUUAAAGGAAACAGCCUGAAACUGGGGGAGGUUCAGUACUUGGUUCUUGAUGAAGCUGAUCAAAUGCUUUCAUUUGGAUUUGAGGAGGAUGUGGAGUUGAUCUUGGAAAACCUUCCAACAAAACGGCAGAGCAUGCUUUUCUCCGCAACAAUGCCAAUUUGGGUCAAGAAAUUGGCCAGGAAAUAUCUGGACGAUUCCAUUGCAAUUGAUCUGGUUGGUGAUCAGGAAGAAAAGCUUGCUGAAGGAAUCAAGCUUUAUGCCAUAUCUACCACCUCCACUUCAAAACGCAGCAUGCUCAGUGAUCUUGUAACUGUUUAUGCAAAAGGAGGGAAAACUAUAGUCUUCACUCAAACUAAGAGAGACGCCGAUGAAGUCUCCAUUUCAUUGUCGAAUAGCAUAGCUUCGGAGGCUCUGCACGGAGAUAUAUCCCAGCAUCAAAGGGAGAGAACAUUGAAUGGUUUCCGUCAAGGCAAAUUCACCGUGCUUGUAGCAACAGAUGUUGCUUCUCGUGGGCUUGACAUUCCGAACGUCGAUCUGGUUAUUCACUAUGAGCUUCCAAAUGAUUCGGAGACCUUUGUGCAUCGUUCUGGUCGUACUGGGCGUGCAGGGAAGCUGGGAACUACCAUUUUGUUGUUCUCCAACAGUCAAAGGAGAUCCGUUAGAUCUAUCGAGCGUGAUGUUGGAUGCAGGUUUGAGUUUGUUGGCUCACCAGGCAUUCAAGAGGUUCUAGAAUCAUCAGCAGAGCAUGUGGUUGCUACUCUACGUGGAGUUCAUCCUGAAUCUGCAGAAUGUUUUAUGCAAACUGCCGAAAAAUUGUUAGAAGAACAAGGAACAAAGGCCCUUGCUUCGGCUCUGGCACAUUUGAGUGGUUUCACGCAGCCUCCGUCGUCUAGAUCUCUUAUUAGCCACGAGAAGGGCUCUGUGACAUUGCAAUUGACUAGGGAUCCGAAUUAUGCUAGAGGGUUCCUUUCACCUAGGUCGGUGACUGGUUUCCUCUCAGAUGUAUAUCCUACAGCAGCAGAUGAAGUUGGGAAAAUAUAUGUAAUUGCUGAUGAAAAGGUUCAAGGAGCAGUGUUUGACCUGCCUGAGGAGAUAGCAAAAGAGUUGCUGAAAAUGCAAUUGCCUCCUGGAAACGUUAUUUCCAAGAUCACCAAGUUGCCUGCAUUGCAAGAUGAUGGACCCGUUGGAGAUAAUUAUGGUCGGUUUUCUAGCAGGGAUCGCUCCACUAGGGGGGGUUCGAGAGGCCAGAGGAGCUUUAGACCCCCGCAGCGUGGUGGUGGUCGAGAUUUCGAUGAUGAUGAUUUUGGUAGGCGUGGCGGUCGAAGCCAAUCGAGGAGCAGUGGCAGCAGUUGGGGGAUGGGUGGAAGGAGGUCGAGCUCGGAAUCAUCAAAUAGAGACAGUGGCAGCAGUUGGGGGAUGGGUGGAAGGAGGUCGAGCUCGGAAUCAUCAAAUAGAGACAGAUCAUUCGGAGGUUCAUGUUUCAGCUGUGGGCAAUCUGGACAUAGAGCUUCGGAGUGUCCCAGCAGGGGAGGGUAUUAGAAGUAUAUACGACCAGGUCUUUGACCAUGCGAACAACAACAAAGUGGCAGCUGCUGGGAAUCUUGGUUGUCUCGGCCGUAUAUGGAAUAUUUAUGCCAAGAUGGGUUCGCUACAGGAAAGAAUACUGGAUACCUGCGAUCGAAUAGGCUUGUAGCUUGUGUUUUCUAGAAUCUAGAUAGAUUGGUUGGCUCUAAAAGAUGGGGGGAAAUGAGAGUUCAAUAGAAUGUAUUCCUAUUUUCGUUUCAGCGUAUCCGGUAUGUAAACUGUACUAUUUAUUGACUAGCAGUAUGAAACAGGCAAUGUGCAGCGAUCAGCCCCCAAAAUUGCAUGUUAUUGCUGCAUUAUUUUCUCUGGUCCAUAAUUUGCCCUGGAUAUCAGUGCUAUCAUUUUCCACCGAGCAUUCUGUUGAUUCAAUAACCAAAA
Molecule: messenger RNA, 2945 nt
Organism: Linum tenue
Lineage: Eukaryota; Viridiplantae; Streptophyta; Magnoliopsida; Malpighiales; Linaceae
Source: the annotation of a GenBank genome assembly